Molecule: messenger RNA, 1225 nt
Organism: Aspergillus fijiensis CBS 313.89
Lineage: Eukaryota; Fungi; Ascomycota; Eurotiomycetes; Eurotiales; Aspergillaceae
Exons: 4
Coding region: 185-1114 (309 amino acids)
Source: RefSeq, a predicted model, not a curated record
CAUCAAUCCGUAUCAGAUUCAGAGGUUCGAACUGCAGAUAUAUGUAACAACUCGUCGGGGUGGUCGCAAAUCGCUGGAUCACUUCUCAACACCAAAGAGACCUAGCCGGUAGUAACGUCACAGGUCUCCCCCUGGGCCCUUCAAUUUAUUCUUCGCUCUAAACCCCACUAGAGACCAUCACACAAUGAGCACCGCCGCAAAGGAGCGAAAGCGAGCAGCAGACCGCGAAGCCCAGCGCCACAAUCGCGCUCGAACCAAGGCCUAUAUCGCCUACCUAGAAAAGACCCUCCAAGAUCUAUCCAGCCCCAGCGGGGAAGGGCAAAACACCCUCGGCCACCAGAUCGCCCAGCAGCAAGAGAAGAUCAACCACCUCCAGGAAACCCUGCGCAAGAUCGCCAGUCUCGCCCAGGACGCCGCGAAUCCACUUUCUACUUCAUCUUCAGCUACUUCGAAUCCAGCCGGGCCACCUUCCGGCCCACCUCAGCCUCUAGCUGAGGAGGAACCCCUUCCCACCGGCGCAUGCAACGUCCUUCCCGCGGCCACUGGCUUCUUCGGCUUAGAUCUGAUAUGCUCUGACCGGGAGCGGAACUAUCUCGCGGUGCUGGGCAGCGCCGUGACGCUGGUGCAGUACUGUUCCCCUGGUCUGUCGGAGAACCCGAGGUCAGGAUCAGCAAACGACGACGAUUUCUGCAUUCGCGCCGUCGUCGACGGCUGGAAGGUCGCCACGACGCGAACCGAGGCCGAUGUGGUCUGGAGUCUGCUGCAGGCGAUCGACGAGGGCCUGUUCUACCGGACUGAUUCCGUGACGCGGAUUGCGCUGCUGCGGAUCAUGAGACCCAUGCUGUUGCAGAGGAUAGGCAUUGUCCACGAAGCUUCAUCGCUUCCAGGGUAUAUGCUUGCUACCCCCGUGCAAACUAGUGUUGCGCAUCAGCCGUUCCUCGACUUCUUUCCGUGGCCACAGUUCCGAGAUACCUGGAUCCUGAAAGGUAUGGAAUACGCGGACGAGAACUGCGCCGCGUCGUUCGGCACCCGGAUCCGCUUCGCGUGGCCCUACGAGCUCCGCGAUGUGUACAAGAGAAACGUCCUGAGCGAGACGGUGUCCUUCUCCGCGUAAUUUGAGAGCCGGUACCAAGAUCUGAGCAGCUGGAAGCUUGAUUCGGAAGGGGACUGGCUACAGUGGUCGUCGGAGGGGUGUCCAGUCCUGCCGGAGGGGCUGCCAUCGCUU